Messenger RNA from Strongylocentrotus purpuratus (purple sea urchin), 1406 nucleotides. RefSeq lists its product as uncharacterized. The record is from RefSeq and is a predicted model, not a curated record. The transcript is spliced from 4 exons. NCBI's taxonomy places the organism in Eukaryota, Metazoa, Echinodermata, Echinoidea, Camarodonta, Strongylocentrotidae. Bases 1 to 426 code for a protein of 141 amino acids.
AUGGAGGUAGUUGCCAUGGAUACUGAGAGGAGCAAGAAGAGAGUUUGGAUGGUUAUUUGGCCACUCGGUAUAGCAGCUGGUUCUUCGCAUGGUGGUCGAUUAUAUUUGGCUGUCCUACAUUGGAACGAAAAUUGUGAUAGAGCCCAGGCUGUUGAUGCCGAAGGGAACCCAGUGUACAGGUUGAGGUAUCCACGCUCGAAGGAAGGAGGCCACACAGUGGAGAGAGUGCUGACAGCUGGCACAUGUGGUUAUGUGAAAGCCCUGAUGAGAGUUGUCGUAGAACUGGUGGAAAACAGGGAGCAGCUCAGAGACAACAUGGAGGAGCUACAGCCUCAACCAGCACGGAGUGCCUCUCAUCAUCACCCCGACAAUGGAGAAGCCGUGCAAGCUUUUGAACAACAUCAUCGCUUUGGCGAUAGAAACUAGUUCUUUUGGUGAUAGAAACUAUGAUGAAUGUGUCAGGUACCUGAACAUUAACCACUGAUUGUUUUAUUUCAGUACAAUACAUGUUUUUCAUAGACCCUAAAUUAUGUUUAUGCCAGUAUAAUUAUGGAGAGUAACAUGGAAGUACUCUAUCAUAUGCAAGUGAGUAGUGGAUUCCGAUUCUAUGUGAGUGUAAAGCACUAGAAACUUGUCUGUAAGCUUGUACAUACUUACACAAGCCAAAGUCCAUGGUACACAUCAAUAGUCAUUGGUUUUAAUAGGUAAAAUACUUAUUAAAUUUGUAAAACUUACAUUUUUAGUUCAAUUAAAAACAAUUUCUGAAGCAUAUGCACUAGAUUUUCAUAAACACUAAGUAAAUCACUGUUGAUCAUGAAUUUGGCACCAAAUAUAAUCUGAUUUUUCUCACAGUCCUUCAUCUUGGCCAAUGCUUUUUGCUUCUUAUUUGCAAAAAAUAAAAAAUAAAAAAAAUGCAUUUUUUUUCUUCAUCUAAACUGUUCUUAUUCAAGAACCAUUUGAUGUAUUGCACCAGAUAUGACUUUAUUUUUUGUUUUUGAUUUUUUCCCUUUUCUGCCGAGGUGAAUUGUGUUAUUCAUUUUCAAAGUUAGUAGUUUUAAAGAUCAUGCCAUAUUAUCACAGAAGAGGAAACAUUGUGAUGAUACUUCAUCGCAUCCAUACUUUUUUUUCCUAACAGCGGUUUCCUGUUUGUCCUAAAACCUGGUUAUAAAAGAUUGAAAAAUAAUCAUCCUUGCAGAUAUAAUAAAAAAUAGUCAUCUAUCCUGUAAACUUUACAUAAAAUAAGGAUGAAUGUAAUGUACAUGUUGCAUCAAAGUUUUUGUUCCAAUGGUGCAUCAUUUUGAAAUAUAUUGCACAAACAGAGAAGAAAAUGAUUGGGGGGAAAAACUGUCAAUGGGAUGUUCUGAGAAUAUUUUGAGCAAAGGUAAACAAAAAUUCAUCUAAAGGAA